Messenger RNA from [Torrubiella] hemipterigena, 525 nucleotides. Lineage: Eukaryota; Fungi; Ascomycota; Sordariomycetes; Hypocreales; Clavicipitaceae. The record is from the annotation of a GenBank genome assembly.
AUGGCAUGCCAUUGGAAUGCGACCGUAGAAGAUUUGGAGGGGAUCCCUUCCAUAAACCUCAGUGGCUGGUGUGUCGCUCUCGUAAACGACCAUCUGAUUAUGAUGCACACCGAACGAUACUCCACUGACUACCUCCUUAAGCACCCCAGCCCAGCGGGCACACUUUUCCACUCCGGCAUCUCAGUCAAAUCCAAGGAGUUUGAUGCCAAGUUUAUGGUGCUCCGCCGGAUCGGCCAACUUGACGUCGCCGAGGACACUGUUAAAGCGGAGCUACUGGAGAAGUACGCCAAGAGCUGGGGAGGCUACCUUGUCAAGGGAGAGGAAAAGGAUUUCUAUAUGAAGGAGAUUGAGGAAGCAAGAGCUGAGCAUGAGCCUGGGCCUGAUGAGCAAGAAGCUGGUGAGAGGUCGACUACUUCUUCUACACUGACAAUAACCACGCGAUUCACGUCCAUUGCAGGUCUGCAAGUUAUUAGUACGUCCACUAUUCUAUGUCUUGCUAUUUAUUUGUAUUAUUGCAGCAAAUAG